Trifolium pratense (red clover) is the source of this 1045-nucleotide messenger RNA. Its product is annotated as histidinol dehydrogenase, chloroplastic-like. Gene Ontology annotation, molecular function: metal ion binding; NAD binding; histidinol dehydrogenase activity. Gene Ontology annotation, cellular component: cytoplasm; chloroplast stroma. The record is from RefSeq and is a predicted model, not a curated record. Gene Ontology annotation, biological process: L-histidine biosynthetic process. NCBI's taxonomy places the organism in Eukaryota, Viridiplantae, Streptophyta, Magnoliopsida, Fabales, Fabaceae. The transcript is spliced from 9 exons. Bases 1 to 636 code for a protein of 211 amino acids.
AUGUUUCUUAAUCAUGUGGCAGGCAACCACACUGCUAAACUUGAUCCAGCUAUUAAGGAAGCUUUCGAUGUCGCCUACAGCAAUAUUUAUGCAUUUCAUGCUGCUCAGAAGUCACCUGAGAAAAGUGUUGAGAAUAUGAAAGGAGUCCAAUGCAAGAGAGUUGCAAGAAGUAUUAAUUCCGUGGGUCUUUAUGUUCCAGGGGGAACUGCUGUAUUGCCUUCAACGGCUUUGAUGCUUGCAGUUCCUGCACAAAUUGCAGGAUGUAAGACUAUUGUUCUUGCAAAUCCUCCCACUCAGGAUGGCUCAACAUGCAAGGAGGUACUGUAUUGUGCAAAGAAGGCUGGCGUGACUCACCUUCUCAAAGCCGGAGGAGCACAGGACAAGCAUGCAAUUCCAUCGCACAUAGCUGCUGAUUUGCUUUCUCAGGCUGAGCAUGGCCCUGAUAGUCAGGUUGUUCUUGUGAUUGCUGGAGAUGGUGUGGAUCAGAAUGCAAUUCAGGAGGAACUCAGCAAGCAGUGUCAGAGUCUUCCAAGAGGCGAAUUUGCUGCGAAAGCACUAAGCCACAGUUUUAUCGUGCAUGCACGGGAUAUGCUUGAGGUAAACUCUUUGUGCACAUUCCUCUCUCUUCUAACUUAGGAAGGAACAUUGACUACACAGUUGAUGGCAAUUAGGAAGAAGGCAGAAGGAACAUUGACUUCACAGUUGAUGGCAAUUAGCAAGAAGGCAGCCGCUACUGCUAAUUGUUGAGCUUAAACAAGCAGCAUACCUAUGUGAUGGGAAUUCGUUGAUAGUAUGAAAGGAAACACAAAAUUGUAUGUUUGAAUUGGUGACGAGUUUGGAUAAAUUACAGUGACACUGCGGUUUCAUUUAAACUUUAAUGUGUAGUUUUUGCUAAAAUCAGAAUGAGUUGCCGGUGAUUCUUCCAAACUUCGCUUCAAUACAAACAUACACACAGUGACAACAUUGACUACCGGUGUAGUUUUUGUAUGAUAUUUAACAUUAACAUCUUUUCCAUUCAAUGUGAAACUCUUACUUAGACUUGUCA